Messenger RNA from Rattus norvegicus (Norway rat), 3773 nucleotides. The record is from RefSeq and is a predicted model, not a curated record. NCBI's taxonomy places the organism in Eukaryota, Metazoa, Chordata, Mammalia, Rodentia, Muridae.
AAACAAAGAGUGUUCCUAGAGGCCAGAAAGCAUGUUCUGGGAGAUGAUGGGCGUCCCACCCAGCUGCCUGAGGACCAAACUGGGAUUUUAAUACAGCUGAAGGUAAGGGACACCUACGCCUUUAUCGCCAGACGCUUCUAGCGGGUCUCCGAGGGGCUAUAUGACGCCCUACUAAUUUGGCUCAGGUAAAACAGGUAUUACAAGAAGCAGGGGAAACUCCCUCCGCCUUUCUAGAGAGACUUAAGGAGGCCUACCGUAUGUACACUCCCUAUGACCCAGAUGACCCAGGACAAAUGACGAGUGUCUCUAUGUCCUUCAUCUGGCAGGCUGCUCCAGAUAUCAGGACUAAGUUACAGAGGUUAGAAAAUUUGCAGGGCUAUACAUUACAGGAUUUACUUAAAGAAGCUAAAAAGAUUUUUAAUAAGAAACUAAGAAUUGAGUCGAAUCUUGGCCGCCGUAGUUCAGGGCCAAAAAGGAAGGGAGAUAGCGGGGGAGCUCGAAAGGGGCUGAAGCUGGAUAAAGAUCAAUGUGCCUAUUACAAAGAGAAAGGGCACUGGGCCAGAGAGUGCCCCAAGAAGCCUGGCGGACCCCGAAAGCCUCGACCACGAACCUCCCUCUUGGCUCUAGAUAAAGAUUAGGGAGGUCAGGGCCAGGAGCCCCCCCCCCCCGAGCCCAGGGUAACGCUUAAGUUGGGGGGCAGCCGGUUACUUUCCUGGUAGACACAGGAGCCCAGCAUUCAGCCCUCACCCAAGCUUCAGGACAACUCAGCGACCGGACGGCCUGGGUACAAGGAGCUACUGGUGAGAAACAAUACCGAUGGACUACGGACCGCCGGGUUCAGCUGGCUACGGGUAAGGUGACCCAUUCCUUCUUACAUGUUCCAGACUGCCUGUACCCUCUGCUGGGCCGUGACCUGCUCACCAAACUAAAAGCACAAAUUCAUUUUGAGGAAGGAGGGACCCAAAUAACUGGCCCCCACGGAACUCCCCUUCAAGUUCUAACCCUAUGAACCGGGACAGGACACUGGCUUGGACAGAGACUGGUGGGAUGGGGUUGGCGCUCCAACAGCCCCCCUUAAUUACAACUCCAGUCUCCAUAAAACAAUACCCCCUGUCACAUGAAGCUUAUCAAGGUAUAAGGCCUCACAUUAUGAGGCUUCUGGAUCAAGGCAUCCUAGUCCCCUGCCGGUCGCCUUAGAAUACGCCUCUUUUGCCUGUUAAGAAACCCGGCACUGGAGAUUAUAGGCCAGUACAAGACUUGAGAAAGGUCAACAAGAGGAUAGAAGAUAUUCAUCUGACUGUUCCAAACCCUUACAAUUUGCUCAGUAACUGUUCAUUGAUGAGAAACGGGUAUGCUAAAGGGGUCCUAACACAAAGGUUGGGACCCUGAAAACGCCCUGUGGCCUACCUGUCUAAGAAAUUGGACCCUGUGGCCUCCGGCUGGCCACCGUGCCUAAGGAUGGUGGCUGCUAUUGUUGUCCUGAUCAAGGAUGCUGGAAAAUUGACUUUGGGACAGCCACUCACCAUCCUAACACCCCACGCAGUGGAGGCCUUGGUAAAACAGCCCCCAGACCGCUGGCUCUCUAAUUCCCACAUGACCCACUACCAAGCCUUGUUACUGGAUGCAGAACGGGUUCAGUUUGGGCCCGUAGUCGCCCUCAAUCCUGCCACCUUGCUUCCUCUACCAGAGGAGACAGAACAGCAUGACUGACUACAAAUCCUCGCAGAAGUACAUAGAACCAGGCCGGACCUAUCGGACCAGCCUCUUCAGAAUGCUGACCACACAUGGUACACAGAUGGCAGCAGCUUCUUGGCAGAGGGAGAACAAAAGGCUGGAGCUGCGGUCACUACGGAGGACAAAGUGAUUUGGGCGAAAGCCCUGCCUGCUGGUACCUCCGCACAACGGGCUGAACUCAUCGCCUUGACUCAGGCGCUCAAGAUGGCAAAAGGUAAGAGGCUAAAUAUAUAUACAGACAGCCGUUAUGCCUUUGCCACGGCACACAUCCACGGGGAGAUCUACCGGAGGCGGGGGCUGCUCACAUCUGAGGGUAAAGAUAUGGCUAAAAUUCUGGCCCUCUUAGAAGCCCUAUUCUUGCCCAAAAGACUGAGUAUUAUACAUUGUCCAGGACACCAGAAAGGACACAACCCAGAGGCACGAGGAAACCGGCUGGCCGAUGCCACGGCUCGAGAAGCGGCCAUGAGCAAACAAAUCUUGCCCUUAAAUAGCCCAGACCAACCCACGCCCCCACCAGUGGGACAAACUAGUUGGGUUUAUGCCCAUGAGGACAUAGAGCUCCUAAAAAUGGGGGCCAUCUACCACCCUCAACUAAAACAGUGGGUCUACAAAGGAAAGACAGUUAUGCCAAUAAAAAUGACUUUUAAAUUGAUCUCCUUUUUACAUAAAUUAACCCAUUUGGGGUUUAAGAAGAUGACCAGACAGAAAUUUCUUGAAGAGAUAAAUCUGUGUUUUUUUUUGAAUUGGGACAAAGCGAUACAAAAGGUGACUGAGAGUUACAAAGCGUGCGCUCAGGUUAACCCGGGAAGGACCAGGAUUGGACAAGGAGUUCGUCCUAGGGGACACCGUCCCGACAUCCAUUGGGAAAUUGAUUUUACUGAAAUUAAACCAGGUAUAUAUGGAUACAAGUAUCUCCUAGUGUUUGUAGACACCUUCUCAAGAUGGGUCGAAGCCUUCCCCACAAAGCACGAGACUACAAAAAUGGUCACCAAGAAGCUCCUCGAGGAAAUCUUUCCCAGCCCUUCUCUGAGGGCCCAUUUACAGGCCCUACAGAUUGUACAGAGAGACGUCUGGAGACCUUUGGCCGCUGCUUACCAGGACAAGCUUGAACAUCCGGUGGUGCCACACCCGUUCCAGAUUAGAGACACCGUGUGGGUGCACAGACACCAGACCAAGAAUCUCGAGCCACGGUGAAAAGGACCCUACACCGUCCUCCUGACUACCCCGACCGCCCUAAAGGUAGACGGAGUCUCGGCUUAGAUCCACACACCACACAUCAAGACAGUCCGGUCUGAGGAAUUGACUAAUCACAACACUACACCCCAGACAUAGAGAGUUCAGCACACUCCAAACCCCUUAAAGUUAAAACUCCUACGUGGCUCCUCCUAGCCCUUUUGUGGCCUAGAGUCAGUGGGGAAAUAAGCCCCCACCAGACAGAAAUUUCUUGACCAAGUCGAGUGAAAGAUUUCACUCAAAGUUAGCAAAAAAAAAAAAAAAAAAAAUGGGGGAAUGAAAGACCCCAGCUUAACAGCAGUAACGCCAUUUUGCAAGGCUGUACUUAAGAUGACUGGUUCAGGGAAAGGUUAGAACACUGAGUACACAGCGGCUGCCAAGCAGGAUGUGUUUGGUUGAAGGCCUGGCAACAGGACGACUUCGGUUGAGCACCUGAUAAUAAAAAAAAAAGCCCCGGGAGAGGUCCCACACCCUGGUGGGGGGCCGAGUCAGUCGUUAUGUUCCAAGAAGGUAGCUAAGAAACUUGCCCCCGGGCUGAACCCUUGGGGGGGCCGAGUCAGUCGUUAUGUUUCAGGAAGGUAGCUAGGAAACUUGCCCCCGGGCUAAACCCUUGCCAUAUUAGAAUCCACCAAUUAUAUCCCUGUAACCAUGCAUCUGCUUCUGUAUGCUUGCUUCUGCUCCCCAAAAUCCUAUAAAAGCCCAUCCUUGGUUCCGUGGGGCGCGCCAGUCCCCCGAGUGACUGAAGCGCCCGCAGGUGCCUGUGCCUGUGUAUCCCGACAAUAAACCAAAUCCUCUUGCUGAUUGCA